AUGCGCGCGCUGGCUGCCGCGCCGACGUCGGCGACGGCCGCGCGCGCCUCGGCCGCGCGCGCGCUGUCCACCAGAGAGGUCGAGCACUGCUCCGGGUGCCCGCGCGGGGAGACGUGCCCGUGCCCGAAGGCGCUUCGGCGCGCGAAGACGCGGAGGCCCGCGUCGACGCGACGCGCGCCUCCGUCGUCGUCGUCGUCGUCCGUCGUCGACGACGACGACGACGGCGCGAAUCCCGCUGAUGGCGCCCCGCCGGGCGCGGCGGCCCCGAGCCGCCGCGCGCUCCUCUCCGCCGCGACGCUCGCGCUCGCGGCCGCUCCGCCCCCCCGCGCGACCGCGAUGCAGAACGGCGCGGUCUCCGAGGCGUGGUCCGCGCUCAGCGGCGCGCCGUCGGACCUCACGUUCCCGGAUGAUUUCGUCGGCACCUUCAUUUGCUACAGCACGCUCACCGCCGUGACGACGCCGCAGGGGGAGGAUCUGGUGCAGGACAUGGCGGUGAUUCAGCGCGCGCGAGGGGACAUCGGGAAGCAGAUCGCGUACCCGAUGCGGUUCAUCAGGAACGGCCUGGGGAAGGUGGUCAUGGAUCGAUCGUACAACGUCGUCACGAUGGCGGAGGCGACCGCCAAGGCGUACGACGUCAUCAGGGACGUGGAGUGGGACGUGGACGACCCGAACACGCUGCGGGCGGUCCUCCCGGGGGACGGUCGGAGCGUGUUCUUCCGCGUGAAUCAGAGAAGCGAGGAGUACCCAGAGCCGGACCGGAUCGAGACCUCGGAGGUGGCGCAGAUCGUGUUCGAAGGCGGCGACCGCGGGAACGGGUUGACAGCUGUCACCGGGGCGGACGGUUUCGGCGGCGAUCGACCCGCGGGGGGCGCGGGCGCGUUCGUCGAGACCCCGGACGCUCGAGGGGCCCCGCCAAAGGUGAAGUCGUCGCGGACGUACACGAAGUGGAAGUUCCGCCCGGUGGAGAAGGCGGGGGACGGCCCGGUCGUCGUCGCGUCGCAGAACGUGUACGAUUACCUCACGUCUUUCGACCGCGGGUUUUUAGAGUCGAAGGGCGAGCCGGUGACGCAGUACACGUACAAGCUCGCGCUGUUCAAGGCGAACAAGUACAACUUAGAGAACUGA
Messenger RNA from Micromonas pusilla CCMP1545, 1125 nucleotides. RefSeq lists its product as uncharacterized. The transcript has a single exon. Bases 1 to 1125 code for a protein of 374 amino acids. NCBI's taxonomy places the organism in Eukaryota, Viridiplantae, Chlorophyta, Mamiellophyceae, Mamiellales, Mamiellaceae. The record is from RefSeq and is a predicted model, not a curated record.